AUGGUUCAUCAUAUAUCUGACGAGGCAGCAGAUGAACCUAGCAUCACCACACAGACACCCUCCAAUGACCCAUCUCAAGCACCGCUGGUGUACAAAGUGGGCUAUCCCCCUCCCAAGAACUUGGCCACAGAAUUUACAGAAACAUUGAGAGAGACUUUCUUCCACGACAACCCGCUGCGUCAGUACAAGGGCCAAUCCGGACCGAGGAGGUUCAUGAUGGGGCUGGAGUUCUUGUUUCCAAUAUUUGGGUGGGGUAGGGAUUACAGUCUCAACAAGUUCAAAGGCGAUCUGAUUGCCGGAUUGACCAUCGCAAGCCUCUGCAUUCCUCAGGACAUUGGCUAUUCGAAGCUUGCUAAUUUGGAUCCGCAGUAUGGGCUUUACUCCAGCUUCAUUCCCCCAUUGAUCUAUGCUGCAAUGGGUAGCUCAAGGGAUAUAGCGAUUGGCCCGGUUGCCGUGGUUUCUCUUUUGAUAGGUUCACUUCUACAAGCUGAGGUUGACCAUGUCAAAAACAAGGAGGAAUACAUGCGCCUCGCUUUCACGGCAACCUUCUUCGCUGGCAUCACUCAAGCAGCCUUAGGAUUUCUAAGGUUAGGGUUCCUUAUAGAGUUCUUGUCACAUGCUGCAAUUGUCGGAUUCAUGGGGGGAGCUGCCAUUACUAUUGCCCUGCAGCAGCUGAAAUACGUGUUGGGUAUCGCAAACUUUACAAGGAAAACCGACAUAGUUUCUGUUAUGGAAUCUGUCUGGAGAUCAGUUCAUCACGGGUGGAACUGGCAGACAAUUGUGAUUGGCGUAUCUUUCCUGGUUUUCCUUCUGUUUGCGAAGUACAUCGGAAAGAAGAAAAGGAAGCUUUUCUGGGUGCCAGCUAUUGCUCCUAUAAUUUCAGUGAUUCUAGCAACAUUUUUUGUAUACAUUACUCGUGCCGACAAGCAAGGUGUUCAGAUAGUAAAGCACAUUGAACAGGGAAUCAACCCAUCAUCAGUACACAUGAUUUAUUUCACCGGUCCGUUUGUUGCAAAAGGUUUCAAGAUCGGUGUUGUUUGCGGCAUAGUUGGUUUGACAGAAGCUGUAGCUAUUGGAAGGACAUUUGCUGCUAUGAAGGACUACCAGCUAGAUGGAAACAAGGAGAUGGUAGCACUUGGAACCAUGAACAUAGUAGGAUCAAUGACAUCUUGCUAUGUCACAACAGGUUCUUUCUCACGUUCGGCAGUUAACUUCAUGGCUGGCUGCAAGACUCCUGUAUCCAAUGUGGUUAUGUCAGUGGUGGUUCUUCUUACCUUGUUGGUCAUCACACCGCUAUUCAAAUACACACCGAAUGCAAUCCUAGGGUCGAUCAUCAUUUCUGCGGUGAUCGGCCUUGUGGACUAUGAAGCAGCAAUUCUCAUAUGGAAAGUUGACAAAUUGGACUUCAUUGCUUGCAUGGGAGCAUUUUUCGGUGUUGUUUUUGUAUCCGUUGAGAUUGGCCUCUUGAUUGCUGUAGCAAUCUCAUUUGCCAAAAUACUUCUUCAAGUAACAAGGCCAAGGACAGCCCUACUUGGAAACCUUCCCGGCACCACAAUAUACAGGAACAUCAGCCAGUAUCCAGAAGCAAAACUUACUCCCGGGGUGGUGAUUGUGAGGGUUGAUUCUGCUAUUUAUUUUUCCAACUCUAAUUACGUCCGAGAAAGAAUUCUUAGGUGGCUGACAGACGAAGAAGAUAGAGCUAAAGCACUGGGAUUGCCUAAAAUCAGUUCCUUGAUCGUGGAAAUGUCGCCCGUUAUCGACAUCGAUACAAGUGGCAUACACGCUCUUGAAGAUCUAUACAAGAAUCUUCAGAAAAGAGAUAUGCAGCUCAUUCUGUCGAAUCCUGGUUCCGUCGUCAUAGAAAAACUGCAAGCAUCCAAGCUCACCGAGCACAUUGGAAGCAGUCAUAUAUUCCUCGCAGUCUCUGACGCUGUGCGAUUCUGUACGACGAAGUCGAUGCAGGAACCGUGA
Messenger RNA from Triticum turgidum subsp. durum (durum wheat), 1971 nucleotides. The record is from the annotation of a GenBank genome assembly. NCBI's taxonomy places the organism in Eukaryota, Viridiplantae, Streptophyta, Magnoliopsida, Poales, Poaceae.